Molecule: messenger RNA, 279 nt
Organism: Clonostachys rhizophaga
Lineage: Eukaryota; Fungi; Ascomycota; Sordariomycetes; Hypocreales; Bionectriaceae
Source: the annotation of a GenBank genome assembly
AUGGAUGUCCCUACCGAAAGGCCCAAUGGCCACGAUUCGAUCGAAUCACAAUACCACAGACGCGAAGACAGGAAGCCAGAUCACAAUUACCUUAGAGACCAGGUCAUUUGCCUGGCCCCUAUAAAACAGGAAAGCAAACAAGCCAGUUGCUCCCGAUAGCGCGGAGGAAGAUUUGAUGCGUUUCAGGAAACUGCUUACCUCUUCCUCAUGACCAAGAUCAUCUGGCGGUACAGAUCGCUUUCAAAUUUUCCGAUGUUUGGAAGAGAAAUUCGUUUUUGA